GUGAGGGACCGCUGGGCGUCAUGGCGGCCACGGGUGAGGUGGGCUCCGGAAUGACGACAGGACUGGGCCGAAGGAAAGCCUAUGGCAAGGAUAAUCCUCGUAACAGCUGCUAAAGACGACAAAGACAAAUGUAGACAGUGACAUAUAUUUUACUGGUCAAGUAAAAUGGAUCCAUGUUCAAUUGGAAAUGAGCUGCAAGCUAGCAGUGAUUGUCAUAAAACAUACUUUACCUGUCACACUGGCUUCAAGACUAAGCAAGAAUUGUCAUCAACUGAUCUGUUACUCCUUCAGCUUAGGACUGGGAUAACUCUUUCAGAGAACCAUACAAUCUGCUUCCAUCAUGCUAAGGUUUACCUUGAUAGAUAUGAAGAUUUGCAAAAGUCAUGUUGUGAUCCUUUUAAUAUGCACAAAAAACGUUCAAGGAAAAACUUGCAUGCAAUUGACAUAGAUGAUGCAACUUUUCUAAGUGCCAAGUUUGGACGGCAGUUUAUACCUGGCUGGAAGCUUUGUCCAAAAUGUACACAAAUAAUAAAUGGAAAUGCAGAGGUUGAUUCUGAAGACCGUCAGCGAAGGAGACUUGAUUCAGACGGGCGCACAGCUAAGGCCUUGAAGUCCUUACAGUUUGCUAAUCCAGGACGGCAUACCGGAUUUGCUCCAGAAGCAAACAAAAGAGAAAAAAGAAGGCUGCAAACAAAAAGCACUUCUCUUAAUUCAGACAGGCAAUUAAUUCCCGCGAAGAGCAAAGUAUAUGAUAGCCAAGGAUUUCUGCUUUAUAGUGGGAUAGACCUCUGUGACUGUCUUGAUGAAGAUUGCCUAGGAUGUUUCUAUGCUUGUCCUAAGUGUGGCUCCACCAAGUGUGGACCUGAAUGCCGUUGUGAUCGCAAGUGGCUGUAUGAGCAAAUUGAGAUAGAAGGAGGAGAAAUUAUUCGCAAUAAGCAAGCGGGAUAGCCUACAUGUUGAUUUUCACAUAUAAAAAUACAUAGAAUUUCUUAAGAUUUCCAGUUAGUGUUCAGUGUGGUUUAUGUGAAGGCUGAGAGUCAGACAUAAUUACACCUCAUUGCCAUGCCUACAGAAACAAAACUAGAACAUUGCUUGGCGAUCUGAGAAUGUAUUAAUGAGCAAAUGGAUUAACAGGAAGAGUAUUAGCCUAUGUGCUCUGUAUAGAAGAUACUUUCCCCAUCUAUCUCCCGUCUUUCCACAUAGGAAAAAUCCAGGAUUGCCAAUUUCAAAAACAUGACCACUACUUUAGAUGCUUUAAGCUGCAGCACCAUGAGCAGUAUUAGCAGUUGGUUGAUUGAUAAUUUGAUACAGAUGUUGCAUGGUGGAUACAAAAUAUGAAUUGUCAAAUUCAGUCUUUUGAGAAGAUGACAGAUUUUAAUUUUUUCAAUAAAGAAAAUUCUUGGCCAGUUUCAAAAGUGCAAAUAUUUGGAUAUGUUGUUUUUUCCCUCAAAUCUGAAUGCAAAGGAAUUCUACCCUAUGCUUUCAAUAGUAUUUCACUGCUUGUAAUGAGAGGAAAGCGAUUACCAAAGAUGUAACUUCAGGCAGCAUUUGUGUUAUCAAGUCACUGCUUGAGGACUUUAUAGUUUACUCUCUGGGACAGUCUUCUCUAACUUUUAAGAAAUAUACAAGUUAGUUACUUGAAUGUAAAUGAUAUGGGAGGCCAGAAUCUUGUUUUAUAAAUUGCCAUAAUCAUUGUUCUUCAUAAGGAUAUAGAAUAACUUAAUAUAUCCUCAAAUUAAGAAAAUUGCUAAUAGAACAUAAGGGUGAAACGGGCCAUUUUUGUGGUUGUGACACCUCAGGGAGUAAGGCAAGGGUAAGCAACAUGGUGACCUCCAUAUAUUUUGAACUACAAUUCCUAUAAUACCUGACAUUGGCUGGGAGUUGUAGUCCAAAACAUCUGGAGGGCACAAAGUGGCCUACCCUGGAGUAUGAGAUCAUAUCUGUGUAAAUGGGACCUGGUCAGGAGAGCUGACCGCCAUUUGAAACUAUGACUAAGGUCAUAAAUUACAUGUAAGACCUAGAAGGUUUCUCUAAGUAGUAUGCCUGGAGCUUGAUUUGAUUUUGCCCACGGUCAUAAAUGUAUCCUAUUACCUGUUGUGACCUAGAAAGACUAACUGUAAUGGAAGCAAAUAAGCUGGUGGCAUUUUGUCAUUGGAAUCUAGCAAAGGUGAAAUUGAAUCCAUAGCCUUUAACUUAGAUGUCCAUAGGUGCUCUGAUUUGCAUAUGUGGAGCUACCCCCUUGUUUGACAUGGGGGGAAAUGUGAAUGAGCUCCAAGAAGACUGGAGUAUAUACCACUGGGGCAAUAGUGCAACCAUUUCAUUGUCCAUUACAACAAAAUAUGACCAAUUGUUACUAAAAUAAUUUGCUAUUAUUUGUAUUUUAUAUUACUUCUUGGCUAGAGUUAUGUCGUAUCUGAAUUAAUUGUGCUCAGCUGCUAGUAAAUUCUCUUGUAAAGAGAAAUUCACAGUAGGAAUGCUUAUUAAAUUUUACACCUGCUCUGCCUGGCAUCUCAUUUUCAUAAAAAGAACAUUUUGCUUCCUAUUUAAAUCAAUCAAAAAGCUACAGUAUGGUAUUACUAUGGCUUCUGGCUUUUCUAGUAGACCACACUAGUGGCAGUCUACAAUUUUUUUUAUAUCCAAGUCAAUAUAGAGUUAACAUUUAAAAAAUAACUUUAGAAUGUUUUGAUAAACCUUUCUUGAGUUAAUGAAUUUCAUAUGUUACAAAAUGAAAGUUGUGUAGAUAUGUACAAAAAUUGGCCAUCGCUUAAAACUCUUCACUGGCCUGCCUAACUGCUGGCAAGCUAUUUGAACAGAUUGAUUUUUUUUAGUCUGUUGGAAGUAGCAAAGGCUACAAUAUGAUAAAAGUAAUAAUUUUGGUUACUGCUUUCUACAAAAUAAAAUCAUUUAUACUUUCUGAUAUUAGCAGAUACAGAGCUGCAGGUUAUAUUGCUGUACACUAUGUUAUCCAAUUCUGUUGAUGCUAAUUUUUUUUGUGUGUUUAGUUGGUGAAAAUGAAAAUGAAAACAGUAAUUUAACUUUGUUGGGCUGGUUCACACAAUCAUACAGCCCACCAUGGUUUAUUUAAGCCACAGUGGGCUGCAGCAUAUCUUGGCAGCCAUUUUGAAUAUUCAAGCUGUGUCCUGUCCUGUUGUCUGAACCCAUGGAUUGUGGAUUAUGCAUGGAUUAAGCAACUUUUGCAUAACAGAGCAGCAGGCCAUGAGCUAUACCCACAGCCCCCAGGUUUGAAUGACAUGACAAGCUGCAGUUGUAGCUUGAAUAUUGAAAACCCACCUGGCAUGAGUCAAGGCUCAACAUGGCUUAAAAAGGCAUAGUGGGUAGUGGUCGUGCCAAGUGGGUCAUUCUGUUUCUGUCUACUUCUUCAGGAAAAUGUUGGAUAUUUCUGUGACUCAACAUAAAAUGUUAAUCCAAAUGGAGGCUACUCUGCUCCAUGUAUGUUAACACACAUUCCAGUUCUCUGCAUACUUCUCAGUAAGUUCCAGGAGUGUUAACUGAUGGUGCAUACUGAAAAAAUGUGAUGUUCAAGGCCAUUUCGAAAAAUCUGUUCUAUUGUUAUGAAAACAUUACUGUUUCUACUAGACCAAGAGACAAUAUUAAAAACAUAAGAGCCUUACUGGAUUAGACCAAGUGCCCAUCUAGUCCCAUUAUUCUCUUCACACAUCGGCCAACCAGCUGUCGAUGGGAGACCCACAAGCAUGAUAUGAAUGCAACAGCACUCUCCCAGCCAUGUUCCCCUGUAACUGGUGUACAUAGGAUUACUGCCUCUUAUUACUGGAAUAACACAACUAUCAGAAGUAAUAGCCAUUCUCCUCCGGGAAUUUAUCUAACUCCCUUGGGUGGCCAUCACCACAUCUUGCAGUAGCAAAUACCACAGUUUGACUACGUGCUGUGUGAAAAAGUACUCUUAUCUGCCCCGAAUCUCCCACCAAUCAGCUUCAUAGGAUGAUCCCUUAUUCUAAUAUUAUAUGAGAGGGAGAAAAAUGUCUCCCUAUCCACAUUCUCCAUACCUUGCAUAACUUUCUAUCAUGUCUACCCCUGCCCUCCUUUUUUACAUGGUAAACAAUCCCAGCUAUUGUAACCUUCCCUCAUGGGGAAGAUGUCCCAGAAUCUUGAGCAAAUAUGGUGACACAGUCCCUUUUCUUAACAUGGAGUUUGCCUUCUUUACAGCAGACACACACUGGGUUGGACGUUUUCAUCUAGCUGGCCACCACAAUCUCAAGAUCUCUCUUUUGAUUGGUCACUGCUAGCAUAGAUGCCAUCAGGUUGUACUUUAAAUUGGGAUUUUUUGCCCCAAUGUCAUUACUUUACACUUGCUUAUAUUGAACCACAUUUGCUAUUUGGAUGCCCAUCCUCCCAGUUUGGAGAGAUCCUUUUGGAACUCCUUACAAUCCCUUUUUGUUUUAACCACCCUAAAUAAUUUAGUGUGAUUGGCAAAUUUGGCCACUUCACUGCUCACUCCUAAUUCUAGAUUAUAUAUGAAAAGAAGGCUUUAAAACGGGGGUUGGAUAAAUUCCUGGGGGCGAAGGCUAUCAAUGGCUACUAGCCCUGAUGGUUGUGUGCUAUCGAGGCAGUAAGCCUGUGUGCACCAGUUGCUGGGGAACAUGGGUGGGAGGGUGCUGUUGCACCAUGUCCUGCUUGUUCAUCCCUGGCCGAUGGCUGGUUGGCCACUGUGUGAACAGAGUGCUGGACUAGAUGGAGCCUUGGUCUGAUCCAGCAUGGCUCUUCUUGUGUUCUUAAAAGCAUUGGUCCUAAUAAAGAUCCCUGUGACAUCCCAAUAUUUACUUCCCUCCAUUGGGAGAAUUUACCAUUUAUUCCUACUCUGCUUUCUAUUCUUUAGCUGAUCCGUAAAACAACCUCUCUUUUUAUUCCAUGAUUGCUAAAUUUGCUCAAGAGUCUUUGGUGAGGGACUUAUCAAGAGCCUUUACUGUAAGUAAAUAUAGUUUCCUUAUGAACCUGUUUGCAAGAGGAAUAACAGUUCUGUAUUUACUGUGUUUUUUCUAGUCGUGCUUAUAAAUAAAUUGAUUUGAACUGAAA
Molecule: messenger RNA, 5052 nt
Organism: Elgaria multicarinata webbii
Lineage: Eukaryota; Metazoa; Chordata; Lepidosauria; Squamata; Anguidae
Gene: ARL14EP
Product: ADP ribosylation factor like GTPase 14 effector protein
Exons: 4
Coding region: 166-948 (260 amino acids)
Cellular component (GO): intracellular membrane-bounded organelle
Source: RefSeq, a predicted model, not a curated record